AGAUAUUACAAAAAUUCAGUUCAAGGUUCAAAGUAUCGUAUUUUCUUGACUUGACUGAACUUCGGACGUUAGAUUUCUUUUAUACACUGAAGAUUAUGGGACCAUUAAUGUGAAUGAGUUCUCUAUAUAAACUUGUAACUUUGUACCAGACCUACAUAGCAGUUUCAUAAUUUCUCUGGCAAUGGUGUCUCCAAGUGUAAGCUUGAUCAUUGUCCUAUUUUGCUCUCUGUUUGUCAGUUGUUUGCAGGCAAAGCCAAGCUUAGAAGUCGAAAGUGAAGCCUUGAAGGCCUUCAAGAAUGCCAUCACUGAUGACCCUUUAGGAGCACUUGCAAAUUGGACCGACACAAACCAUCUUUGCAACUGGACUGGCAUCGCUUGUGAUCCUUCCUCCAAUCUUGCCGUUUCGAUAUCGCUUGUGGACAAGCAGCUUGAAGGCCAGAUAUCUCCUUUCCUUGGAAACCUUUCAGCUCUCCAGGUUCUUGAUUUAACUUUGAACUUUUUCUCCGGGAGUAUUCCAGCUCAGCUGGGGCAAUGUUCCCAGCUUUCUCAGUUAGUUCUAGUCUCUAAUUAUCUUUCUGGUCAAAUUCCAGCAGAAAUAGGAGACCUUCAAAAACUACAGUUAGUAGAUUUAAGUAAUAAUCACCUGAAUGGAACUAUACCUGAAAGCAUUUGCAACUGCACAUCUUUGUUAGCAGUUGCUCUCAUAUUGAACAAUCUUACUGGCACAAUCCCUCAAAACAUAGGAAAUUUGAUUAGUCUUCAAAUGUUGUAUCUUUACACCAACAAGCUAGUAGGUUCAAUACCAGCUUCUAUAGGUAGACUGGAAGCUUUGCAGGAUUUAGACUUGAGUCAAAACAUGUUGUCAGGAACAAUACCUCCAGAGAUAGGAAAUCUGUCAAACUUACAAAAUCUUUUGCUGUUUGAAAAUUCAAUUGGGGGAAAAAUCCCACCUGAACUAGGUCGUUGUCAAAAGCUUCUCAGUCUUGAACUAUAUAGCAAUCAGUUCACUGGAAGCAUUCCAUCUGAGCUUGGAAAUUUAGUUCACUUGGAAAAAUUGCGUGUCUAUGACAAUAGGUUGAAUUCCACAAUCCCACUUGCCUUGUUCCAGUUGAAAUCAUUAACACGUUUAGGACUUUCAGAAAAUGAGUUAACUGGCACAGUGCCUCAUGAGAUAGGUUCUUUGAGGUCAUUACAAGUAUUGACCCUGCAUUCCAAUAAGUUUAGUGGAGAGAUUCCUUCUUCCAUAACAAACUUGACAAAUUUAACAUACUUGUCAAUGAGCUUUAACACCCUCACCGGGGAGCUUCCAUCAAACAUUGGAUUGCUAUAUAACUUGAAAAACCUGACCAUGAAUAACAAUCUUCUUGAAGGAUCCAUUCCAGUCAGUAUCACCAAUUGUACCCAUCUUGAAGUUAUAGGUUUAGCCUUUAAUAGGAUAACGGGGAAAAUUCCCAACAGUUUGGGACAAUUGCGAAACCUAACAUUCCUAUCCCUGGGGACAAACAGGAUGUCAGGAGAACUUCCUGAUGACCUUUUCAAUUGCUCAAAUCUUCAAACUCUAUCCUUGAGUGAGAACAAUUUUAGUGGAUUACUAAAACCAGGUAUUGGGAAUCUCUAUAAUCUCAAGAUUUUGGGAACUGGCAUGAAUUCAUUUGUCGGGCCAAUCCCACCGGAGAUUGGCAAUUUAAGUCGCCUCAUGUCCUUAUCUCUUCCAGAAAAUAGCUUCACAGGACUUCUUCCACCGGAAUUAUCCAAGCUUUCUCUCCUUCAAGGACUCUCUCUACGUGACAAUGGCCUCGAGGGUAUGAUACCUGAGAAAUUAUUUGAUCUCAAGUAUCUAACAUUUCUUUAUUUGCAGCUCAACAAGUUUACUGGUUCAAUUUCAAAUUCUAUCUCAAAACUUGAGUCGCUUUCAUACUUGAACCUCCAAGGCAACAAGCUUAACGGAUCCAUUCCGAGAAGCUUGGAGCGUCUUGACCGACUUAUGUCCUUGGAUCUCUCUCACAACCAUCUAACAGGAUCGGUUUCUGGAUCAGUGGUAGCAAGUUUGAAGAAUAUACAGAUAUAUUUGAACUUGUCAUACAAUUACUUGGAGGGAAGUAUACCAGUUGAGCUUGGUAUGCUGGAAAUGGCACAAGCCAUUGACAUUUCAAAUAAUAAUUUUUCAGGGAACAUUCCUAAAAUGCUCAAGGGGUGCAGAAACUUGUUCUCUCUUGAUGUGUCAGGAAACAAACUUUCUGGUGAAAUCCCUGUUGAAGUUUUUAGAGGAAUGGAUGUGCUUACAAGCUUGAACCUUUCGAGAAAUAAUUUAGAUGGGGAAAUCCCUGAAGAGCUAGCAAAUCUGAAGAAUCUUAGCUCACUAGACCUUUCUCAGAACAACUUGGUGGGCAUCAUCCCCGAAAGCUUUGCCAACCUUUCCACCCUGAAAACCCUGAAUCUUUCCUUCAAUCACCUUGAAGGCCACAUUCCUGAGACGGGCAUAUUUAGAAGCAUAAACGCAUCUGAUUUGCAGGGAAAUCCAGCACUCUGUGGAACAAAGUUUUUCAAAUCAUGCAGCAUGAGAAGCUCACACCAGCUAUCCAACAAGACGAAGUUGAUUCUCCUGGUACUUGGCUCUGUUUCAAUUCUUCUAGUUUUGGUAUUUGUGAUUUCAAUACUCUAUCGAUAUACAAAAAAGCGUAAAGAAGAAAGGGUUAAGGAUCCAGAACCAGACCUCACUUCGGCAUUAACACUAAAGAGGUUUGACCGAAGUGAACUAGAAAAUGCUACUGGUUCCUUCGGUGAAAAUAAUAUUCUUGGAACUAGCAGUUUGAGUACUGUGUACAGGGGUCAACUAGAAGAUGGGCAGAUCAUAGCAGUAAAAAGACUAAAUUUGCAUCAGUUGUCGGCUGAGUCUGAUAAGUUGUUCUACCGAGAAGCCAAAACCUUGAGGAAGUUGAAGCAUAGGAAUCUGGUGAAGGUACUGGGAUAUGCUUGGGAGAGUGGAAAACUGAAGGCUUUGGUCCUGGAAUACAUGGAAAAUGGAAACUUGGAGAGCAUAAUACAUGAGACUGGGGUGGAUAAAUCAAGGUGGACGAUGUCAAAAAGAAUUGAUGUUUUUAUUUCCAUUGCAACUGCAUUGGAUUACUUGCACUCUGGUUAUGAUUUCCCAAUUGUUCAUUGUGACUUGAAGCCUUCAAACGUUCUUUUAGACGCAGAGUGGGAGGCCCACGUGAGUGAUUUCGGAACAGCUCGAAUGUUGGGUGUUCAUCUGCAGGGAGAAAGUAGCAUUUCCUCAUCAGCUUUUGAAGGCACUAUUGGCUACAUGGCACCAGAGUUUGCAUAUAUGAGGAAAGUGACUACUAAAGUAGAUGUAUUCAGCUUUGGUAUAAUAGUGAUUGAGUUUCUAACUAAACGAAGGCCAACGGGACUCAACGAAGAGGAUGGGAUGCCAAUCAGUUUGUGUCAACUUGUGGAGAAGGCGAUGGCAGACAGAAUCAAUGGGAUUCUUCGAAUCACAGACCCUACACUAGCUAUGAAUAUCUCUGAAAAGCAGGUGAAAGUGCUGGAAGAACUAUUUAAGCUAGCCUUGAUUUGCACCAACCCCAACCCUGAGGAUCGACCUGAUACGAAUGAAGUGUUGUCUUACCUUAUGAAGCUAAUGAAGGAAAGCCAAUGAAAAUCAUUAAUCAUGUUUGAAAAGACUUCUGAAGAGGAUUAACAAAUCAGAAAAUCAGAACCUCACGGAAGAUUUUAAGGUGGGAAGGACUACCAGACUACAGAGGCUAAGCACUAAUUAGCUUGCGGGUAUAGAUAUAUCAGCACCGUUCAAUUCUGUUUAGAUUGAUGUUCUUUUUUCCUCGAAAAGCUUCUGCUGCUUCAAAUAGAUAAAUGGGGAAAAAAAAGUUAAAAUCCUGUAAACGUUAUCAGCAAUUAUACUCAUAGAGUUUCACAUAAUAAUAAAUACAAGUUCAUA
This is a messenger RNA of Pistacia vera, 3955 nucleotides long. RefSeq names its product LRR receptor-like serine/threonine-protein kinase FLS2. The transcript has 2 exons. Gene Ontology annotation, molecular function: ATP binding; protein kinase activity; protein binding. Gene Ontology annotation, cellular component: plasma membrane. Bases 182 to 3658 code for a protein of 1158 amino acids. NCBI's taxonomy places the organism in Eukaryota, Viridiplantae, Streptophyta, Magnoliopsida, Sapindales, Anacardiaceae. The record is from RefSeq and is a predicted model, not a curated record. Gene Ontology annotation, biological process: protein phosphorylation; hormone-mediated signaling pathway.